AACAAAGAAAGGGAGAAGCAAAAAUGAAAUUUGCAAAUGCACCAAUUUCAUUGGUAUGCAUUAAAACUGAGAUAAAUACCUUUAGAAAUCGGUAUGCCUACCACCGAUCGUUUGCAUAAUAACAAAAAGAGAUAAGUCAAAGCCACAAAGAUGGCCUUCGCCGACCUAAACCUUCUGAAGCCCCUGUCCAAGAUCAUCCUCUUCCUCUGCCUCGUUCUCAUUUUCACUUCUUCACUCGGCUUCUGCAAACCCACACUCGACAAAGACCCGACCCCAACCCCAUGGCCGCUCCAAUUCCACUCCAUCCUGGUGAUGAACUAUAGUGGAAUUCUGCAGGUAAUCGACCUCUGGUACGACUGGCCCAAUGGAAGAAACUUCAACAUAAUUCAGCACCAGCUUGGUAAUGUCCUCUAUGACCUUGAGUGGAACAAUGGCACUUCCUUCUUUUACACCCUCGAUUCCUCCAAAACCUGCAGUAGUGCACACGUUGAGGUUGGGAUUUUACGCCCCAACUGGCUAGAGGGUGCUACGUACUUGGGUCAGCAACACGUGGAUGGGUUCCUUUGCAAUGUGUGGGAGAAGGUCGAAUUUAUCUGGUAUUUUGAGGAUGUUGUCACUAAGAGGCCCGUUCAUUGGGUCUUCUACACGGGGAGGGAGGCACAUGUGAUGACAUUUGAAGUGGGAGCAGUUCUUGAGGAUUCCAAGUGGCAAGCCCCCGUCUACUGCUUUCACAACACCACCGCCUCAACUGAUUCCACUAGCCGCAGAUUGCUGGAUGGAGUUCUCAAAGGAUUUAAGUUUAGAGUUUGAUGAAGGAGGAAUGAAGGACGAGAAAUUCUAUGGAAGGUCAACAUGAGGAUGCAAAUGCUUAAAACGUGCAUGAAGAAAUUUAAGCCCACUUCAAAGCCCAACGUGCUGAUUAUUUGCUUUGUCCAUUGUCCGCUGUGCAGCUUUGAUGGAAAAUUUAAAUGUGUUUUGUUCUUUGCAUUUGAAGGAAAAACUAUGUUCAAUUUGUCUGAUUAUUUGCAUUGUUUUAUCACCGUCUUUUGCUUCUUUCUUGUUUUAUUUGCAUUUGAAGGAAAAAACUAUGUUCUAUGUGUCUACUUUAACUUGUAAAUUUAACAUUGUUGUAAGUUAACCCAUCAUUAGUAAGAAUAUUCUUAUCUUAGCAACUCAA
Messenger RNA from Gossypium raimondii (Peruvian cotton), 1177 nucleotides. RefSeq lists its product as hypothetical. Bases 151 to 810 code for a protein of 219 amino acids. The record is from RefSeq and is a predicted model, not a curated record. The transcript has 4 exons. Lineage: Eukaryota; Viridiplantae; Streptophyta; Magnoliopsida; Malvales; Malvaceae.